GGAAAAGAGAGAAAAAAGCCUAGAAAGGAAAAUAAAGAUACAAUGGCACAAGUUUCAAUGCCCCUGGAAGAGCGUGAAAAAGAAAUUUUGCAAAGUAUCAAUUUUUUGGGGGACUUAAAGAUUGAAACAGAGUUUCAACCUGGACUCUUAAAUCUUAGGGGCACUGAUGAAAAUAUUAAGGUUGCUAAAAACACAAUUUUUAACAAAUGCUACAAAGAUAUUAAAAAGCUCCAAUUCACUGCUAAGAACAUGGAUACCACACACAUAGAACUCCUACAGAUCAGUGGUGUCCAAAGUUACAUCAACAAAAUGUUUAAGAAAAAGCAUUAUCCUGCCUUUUUAGAAUGCAAAGAUGACUCGUUAAUUCUACACUACUUGAAAGAAGCCGAUGAAACCAAAC
Lymnaea stagnalis (great pond snail) is the source of this 400-nucleotide messenger RNA. The record is from the annotation of a GenBank genome assembly. Lineage: Eukaryota; Metazoa; Mollusca; Gastropoda; Lymnaeidae.